Rotaria sp. Silwood1 is the source of this 342-nucleotide messenger RNA. Lineage: Eukaryota; Metazoa; Rotifera; Eurotatoria; Philodinida; Philodinidae. The record is from the annotation of a GenBank genome assembly.
AUGGAACGAACAACAUCACCAAUAACAAAUGAAUCAAAAUAUAUUAUUUUUGAGCAUGUUCAAGUUGAAAAACGUUUUAAAAUUUAUCAAAAUGCAUCUUAUGAAUCUUUGCUUAAGUCGGUUAAAACUGCAUAUGGUUUACCAGCUGAUGAAACAAUAGUACUUUUUCAUCCAGAUACAAAUGAUUAUAUUGUACCUUCAACUGUACAAGAUUUAUUGAUUAAUACAGAUAGUUCUAUUCCAAAAUAUCAACUUAUUACUCGAGAUGAAUCAGGUGCUGAUAAAGAUGGUUGGUUUAAAUGGUUUAAAGCAAGUUAUUUUGUUAAAUUUCUUCGUAAGUAA